AUGAUCAGCGGAGAGGACGUUUACGAGGUGCUUGCGAGCAUUGUGCCGCUUUACGUGGCCAUGAUCUUGGCCUACGGCUCAGUUCGGUGGUGGAAGAUCUUCACACCGGAUCAGUGCUUAGGUAUCAACCGCUUCGUGGCCGUUUUUGCCGUUCCUUUGCUUUCCUUUCACUUCAUUGCUUCCAACGAUCCCUAUGCCAUGGACUACUUGUUCAUCGCGGCGGACUCGCUGCAGAAAGUGGUCAUUUUUGUGGUUCUAAUUCUCUGGCAGAUCUUUUCCAAGCGCGGAAGCCUUGAGUGGAUGAUCACACUCUUCUCACUCUCCACUCUUCCCAACACUCUUGUCAUGGGCAUUCCUCUCUUGAAGGCCAUGUACGGAGACUCCUCGGCCACUCUAAUGGUUCAAAUCGUGGUGCUCCAAAGCAUCAUCUGGUACACUCUCAUGCUUAUCAUGUUCGAGUACAGAGGAGCCAAACUUUUGAUCGCAGAGCAGUUCCCGGAAACAGCCGGGGCCAUCACCUCGUUCCGGGUCGACUUCGACAUCGUUUCGCUCAAUGGACGUGAGCCUUUGCAGACUGAUGCCGAGAUUGGAGAGGACGGGAAGUUACACGUGGUGGUGAGAAGAUCGUCGACGUCGUCGUUCGUGUCGCACGGGUGGAACUCCAUGAACUCCGACAUGACUCCUCGGGCUUCAAACCUCACCGGCGUUGAGAUAUACUCGAUUCAAUCGUCUCUUGAACCGACGCCGAGGCAAUCCAGCUUCAACCAGAGUGAAUUCUUCACCAUGUUCAAUGCCAGCCCUAAACAUGGCUACACUAACAGCUUCCAAGGCGUAGCGCAGAGGACUUCGAAUUAUGAAGCGGAGAUGAUAAAAAUGAGCAACAAGAAGAGAAGGGUCAAGAGCAUGAGCGGUGAGCUAUUAAAUGCCGGAAUAGCGUCUUCGUACCCGCCUCCAAAUCCCUUGUUUUUGGGGUCUGCGAGUGGCGGACCGAAGAAGAAGGACAGCCGCGGCGCUGCUGAUGCCGGUGGUGGUAGUGGUGGUGCAGUGGCUAAUAAGGAGCUUCAUAUGUUUGUUUGGAGUUCAAGUGCUUCGCCGGUCUCCGAGGGGAACCUGAAACAUGCAACGAACCGAGCUGCCUCUACUGAUUUUGAGGGCAUUGAUCCUUCCAAGGCUUCUCAUGAUCAACCAAUUGCUGGUUCAAAAGGGAUGCAUCAAUUGAUUCACAAUAUGAGUUCUGGAAGGAAAAUGAGUGAAGAUGGGGUGCUUGAAAUAGAAGAAGGAACAAUGUUUCCAGCAAUUGCACCUCCGCGUAGUGGUGGCCAGAAGAAGACGGAUAUGGAAGGAGGUGCGGCAAAGAAGCAACAAAUGCCUCCUGUAAGUGUCAUGAGUAGGCUUAUAGUCAUCAUGGUUUGGAGAAAGCUGAUUAGAAAUCCGAACACCUAUGCUAGUGUGUUUGGUCUCGUCUGGUCUCUCGUAUCAUACAGGUUGCACAUCAAAAUGCCAACAAUUGUAAGCAAUUCCAUCGAAAUAUUAUCUAAUACUGGUUUGGGAAUGGCUAUGUUCAGUCUAGGUUUAUUCAUGGCUUUACAACCAAAGAUGAUAGUUUGUGGAAAAUCAGUAGCAACCUUUGCAAUGGCUGUUAGGUUCUUGAUAGGCCCAGCAGUGAUUGCUGCAUGCGCCUUAGCUGUUGGUCUUCGUGGAGUUCUUUUGCAUGUUUCAAUACUUCAGGCUGCUCUUCCUCAGGGGAUUGUUCCUUUUGUAUUUGCCAAAGAAUACAAUGUGCAUGCAGAAAUACUAAGCUCUGCGGUCAUUUUCGGAAUGCUGGUUGCUUUGCCUGUAACAAUAGUGUACUAUAUUCUUCUCGAACUCUAG
This is a messenger RNA of Fragaria vesca subsp. vesca, 1872 nucleotides long. RefSeq names its product auxin efflux carrier component 2-like. Gene Ontology annotation, molecular function: auxin efflux transmembrane transporter activity. The record is from RefSeq and is a predicted model, not a curated record. The coding region runs from base 1 to 1872 and encodes 623 amino acids. Lineage: Eukaryota; Viridiplantae; Streptophyta; Magnoliopsida; Rosales; Rosaceae. Gene Ontology annotation, biological process: auxin polar transport; auxin export across the plasma membrane. The transcript is spliced from 6 exons. Gene Ontology annotation, cellular component: plasma membrane; endoplasmic reticulum.